Molecule: messenger RNA, 1225 nt
Organism: Humulus lupulus (European hop)
Lineage: Eukaryota; Viridiplantae; Streptophyta; Magnoliopsida; Rosales; Cannabaceae
Product: proteasome subunit beta type-5
Exons: 8
Coding region: 166-984 (272 amino acids)
Cellular component (GO): proteasome core complex
Molecular function (GO): threonine-type endopeptidase activity
Source: RefSeq, a predicted model, not a curated record
AAACAAAUUGCCAGUGACCUGGUGCACAAGAAAACCCACUGCUAAAAGCGCCAGGCUUCUGCAAUUUCCCAAAGCUUGCUCUUUUUCUCGAUCUCUCUCACUCCCUCUCCGAUAAUCUUCGUCGUUCCUCGUCUACGCCACCUUUCAUCGCCAAGGGUUUUAAUCAUGAAGCUGGACACUAGCGGUCUGGAGUCAAGUGCACCGCUCUUUGGUGUAAGCAAUGAGUUGGUUGAUGGGUUAUCUACUGCCCCAUCAUUCGAUCUUCCUAGCAAUGUUGAUCUUGAUGGAUUCUUGAAAGACACAAUCCAAAUGGUGAAGCCAGCUAAGGGAACAACAACGCUGGCUUUCAUUUUCAAGGAGGGUGUCAUGGUUGCUGCUGAUUCUCGAGCUAGCAUGGGAGGGUAUAUAUCAUCACAGUCUGUAAAAAAGAUCAUUGAAAUAAAUCCUUACAUGCUUGGCACUAUGGCUGGAGGAGCAGCUGAUUGCCAAUUUUGGCACCGAAAUCUGGGGAUUAAGUGCCGGCUGCAUGAAUUGGCAAACAAGCGGAGAAUAUCAGUUACAGGAGCAUCUAAGCUGCUAGCCAACAUUCUCUACUCCUACCGUGGGAUGGGUCUGUCUGUUGGAACCAUGAUUGCCGGAUGGGAUGAAACGGGUCCUGGACUAUACUAUGUGGACAGUGAAGGAGGAAGGCUAAAAGGGACACGAUUUUCAGUUGGAUCUGGUUCACCAUAUGCUUAUGGUGUACUCGAUGAUGGGUACCGAUAUGAUAUGUCAAUUGAAGAAGCUUCGGAAUUGGCUAGAAGAGCAAUUUAUCAUGCAACAUUCCGUGAUGGAGCCAGUGGUGGAGUUGCUAGCGUUUAUUACGUUGGACCAAGUGGGUGGAAGAAGCUGUCUGGUGAUGAUGUUGGGGAACUUCACUAUCAUUACUAUCCAGUAACCGCAGGGGCUGUAGAACAAGAAAUGGUCGAAGUAAGUGGCGCGUAGAGGUGUUCAACAUCUGGAGGGAAUCCAAAACAUGCUAAUGAAGCUACCAAAUUUAUUUGCAUGUGUUAUGCGCAUGGGCAUUUACCCCUUUCAUCUGAAUACAUAAGAUCUUUGAAGUUGUUUUUACACACACUCGACUAAGAUCUUUCCAUUUACAAUUAAUUGCUAGUGGCGCCUUGUGUUGAUGUUCCUCAAACUUUUAAAACUUAAAGCUUAUAUAUGGUAUCUCGCUUAAAACCUA